Messenger RNA from Antechinus flavipes (yellow-footed antechinus), 3188 nucleotides. It is a transcript of the gene SLC26A8, whose product is annotated as solute carrier family 26 member 8. The coding region runs from base 235 to 3174 and encodes 979 amino acids. Gene Ontology annotation, biological process: transmembrane transport. The transcript is spliced from 21 exons. Gene Ontology annotation, cellular component: membrane. The record is from RefSeq and is a predicted model, not a curated record. Lineage: Eukaryota; Metazoa; Chordata; Mammalia; Dasyuromorphia; Dasyuridae. Gene Ontology annotation, molecular function: chloride transmembrane transporter activity; sulfate transmembrane transporter activity; bicarbonate transmembrane transporter activity.
CUUCCCCAAGCCUUUACUAUGAUCACGAGUUCCAUCGCAACGGCUCUGGAACUGUCAGGAUCCCAGCCUCCCAGGCUGGGGGCGGCGCCUUCGCGGUGGAUCAGCCCCGAGACCAUGAAAAUUACCUAAGGGCCGCGCACCUUUUGGACUACAACCUUGCUCACCUGUCCUUUCCCUCACACAAAUGUACGUAGGAGUAAUGUAGGAGGAUUGGUGUGGCUAGAAAGAAGCAUAAUGUCUUCCCAUCUUAAACAAAAAGGUAGCAAAUUCUUUUAUGAUGUGAAAAGAGAAGUAUACAAUGAAGAAUCUUUUCAAAAAGAGCAUAGAAGAAAAGGAGCUUCUUCAGGAGAUGUAGAUAUCAAUAUCACCACAAUUAAACACAGAGUACAAUUCCGCUGCUCAUGGAAGAGAUUUAAGAAAGUCAUUUUUGGCAUCUUUCCCUUCCUAGAAUGGAUGUGUGUAUAUCAGUUCAAGGACUGGCUUCUUGGAGAUUUACUUGCUGGUUUAAAUGUUGGCCUUGUACAGGUUCCCCAAGGUUUGAUACUUGCUGUGCUAAUAAGGAUGUUGAUCCCACCCCUCAAUAUUUCCUAUUCUUCUUUCUGUUGCUCAAUAAUAUAUAUCAUUUUUGGAACGUCUCAUCAUGUAUCUAUUGGAAACUUCUUCCUUGUAAGUGCAUUGAUGGCAAAUGUCUUAAAUAAAAUAAUGUUCAAUUCUGGUCACCUCCUGAUGGGAACUUUUGUCAAGGGUGACUUUGAAGAUCCAGCAUACUCCCUGGAUUAUGAGAAGGCUCUCAGUGUCAUGCAAGCUGUAACCUUUCUGACUGGGAUUAUCCAGCUGCUGAUUGGAUUGCUAAGAUUGGAUUUUGUCACCAAGUACCUGCCUGACACAUUAAUUAAUGCCUAUUUGGCAGCCACAGCACUGCAUGUCAUGAUGUCCCAAAUGUGCUUCAUCUUUGGGAUUAUGGUUCGUUUUCACUGCGGUGUUAUCGCCUUCUUUUAUAAUCUAGUUAAUUACUGUAUAGCUCUCCCAAGAGCCAAUUCUACUAGCAUCCUGCUGUUUCUGAUUUGUAUGGUGGCUUUAAGAGUCAACAAAUGUAUCAAGAUCUCUUUCAAACGAUAUCCCAUUGAAUUUCCCAUGGAAUUUGUACUGAUUGUUUCCUUCACUAUCAUCGCAAACAAGAUCCACAUGAACACUGAAACCAGCAAGCACAUUGUUGAUAUGAUUCCUUAUAGCUUCCUAUAUCCUGAACCAGCUGAGCUGAAGCUUUUGCACAUGAUUGUUUGUCAUGCUCUCUCCCUGUCCAUGGUGAGCUACAUUCUGCUCAUCUUUAUAGGCAAGAAGAUUGCUUCCUUGCAUAACUACAAUAUCAAUCCUAACCAGGAAUUGGUAGCCAUUGGCCUGUGCAAUCUUGUCAGCUCAUUUUUCAAAUCUUUUGUGUUCACUUCUGCUAUUGCCAGAACAGUUAUUCAAGAAAAAUCAGGUGGCAGGCAACAGUUUGCAGCUCUGGUAGGUGCCGGUAUAACGUUACUAGUGAUGCUGAAGAUGGGUCAUUAUUUCUAUGCACUGCCUAAUGCUGUACUGGCCGGUAUUGUUCUGAGCAACGUCUUGCCCUUCCUUUCAACCAUCAUGGACCUUCCUGAAUUGUGGAAACAGAACCAGUAUGAUUUUGUGAUUUGGAUAGUGACAUUUCUGUCAGUGAUCUGCUUGGGACUGGACAUUGGGCUGCUUAUUUCAGUAGUAUUCACCUUCUUCAUCACCACUGUUCAGUCACACAGAACCAACAUUCUUGUCCUAGGACAGAUCCCAAACACCAAUAUUUACAGAAGCUUUACUGACUACCGAGAGGCUGUGUACAUUCCAGGAGUGAAAAUUUUUCAAUUCUGCACUGCCAUCACUUUUGUAAAUGUUGAGGAAAUCAAGCAGUUGCUGUUAAAAGAGGUAGAUCUGAAAGCUGUGCCUCUUACUGAUGAAGACUUGAGAAGUUUGUUCAUUGACAACAGGUCUGAAAUAGGUGAAGUCCCUUUUAAGUGUGCCUGCAACUGUGAUGAACCGGAGCCACCCCCCAGGAUUGCUUACACGGAUCACCUUGAAAACAGAUCUGAAAGUGAUAUAUCCUCCAUUGACCUGUUCCACUGCUCACGUUUUGAAGGUCCUCUUAUGAGUCGUAGUAUGUCUGAAGAGCAAAUGGUUUGCAUGAUGGGCCAUGGCAAUUUAAGAAACCUAAAUUCAAAGAAUGAAGAAGUAGGCAAAGUCUGGGUUCCCAGCCAUACCACAAUAAAUAGUUCUGGAGUUCAACUACUAACAGCUUCACCUUCAAACAAUGAACAUAUUGAAAGUCAUCACAGGAACAAACAUGAUCCUGGAAAGCAUAGUUCUGAUGUAUCUUUCAUAUCAACUGUCCACACUAUCAUCCUGGAUUUCACUAUGGUGAAUUUUGUGGAUGUAAAGGCUACACAAGUAAUAAGACAGAUCUGCAAUGCAUUUUACAACAUUGAUGUAUUAGUUCUCCUAGCAGGUUGUCAUCCACUGAUUGUUAAGUCUUUUGAAAGAAGUGAUUUCUUUGAUGCUGGCAUUACCAAGGCCCAGUUGUUCCUUACCCUUCAUGAUGCUGUUCUGUUUGCUCUUGGGAAGAAAUACUUAGAGACACCUGAGGAUGAGCCAGAACCAUUAAUAAAGGAUGAUUCUCCACUCUAUAGUCCCUCUAUUCAUAUGUAUGACUCAGAUUCAAGAAAGGAACUACAGACUACACCUUCCAAGGGAAAGUCGAGCCAUUCUGACCAGAGUAGAGAAAGUUCAUCAUCAACAAAGAAAGAGAAAAGUCCCAUACCUCUCUAUCAACCAGAUAUUCAGCCGGAUAUGAAAGACCUGAAUGAAAGAGUGGAGCUAGAGACAGAGAUGGACACAGACUUCGAAGCCGAGCUGGAUCUGGGGCCAGAACUUGAGUUUGAUCUAGAGCCGGAAACUGAGACUGAGACUGAGAUUGAGAUUCAGACACGACAUGCUAUAGGAACAGAAAUAGAGAUAGAAACAGAGUCAGAAACAGAUCGUCAUGCUUAUGAUCAACCAUAUGAAGUGUCAUACCAAAGACCAUACCAGUGGAAUAAUAGGGAUAACCAAUGUAGAGAAUACCAUGAUAUCUGGGACCAGAACUGGAAAUAUUCAAGUAAAUCUUAACAUUCCACUAUAAA